GAUAGUUGCCAGUCGUACCAACGCCGAAAGUGACAGCCAAAAAAGAGAACCAGCUGUGGAGAUUUGCAAAAAUUUCGGCAAUUUUGAAUUUGUACAGGAGCGCCUAGUUAAAUACACACAAAAUGUUGAUCAAAGUGAAGACCCUGACCGGCAAGGAAAUCGAGAUCGACAUUGAGCCCACGGACAAGGUAGAUCGCAUCAAGGAGCGCGUGGAGGAAAAGGAAGGCAUUCCGCCCCAGCAACAGCGUCUUAUUUUCUCCGGCAAGCAAAUGAAUGACGAUAAAACCGCGGCGGACUACAAAGUGCAAGGUGGAUCCGUUCUUCACUUGGUAUUGGCUCUGCGAGGAGGUGAUUCAAUCCUAACACCUUGUGUGUAACUAGCGUGUUCAUAAGUGGAAAACAUUCAUUUAAAAUUCACUCAAAUAUAUUAAGCUUGAGAAGCGUCAUAUGGAGAAUUAAUAUAUGUAAACUAAAAAGAAGUCUUAAAAGUGGUUUAGAAGAAAACAAAGUGUAUUCGCAUCGGAGGAAUUUAGACAGAAUGGAUUGGGGCCAACCGGGUCCGUAAUAAAACAUGUUUUUUUGUAAGCCAACAUCUAAAUCAUUCGAAAAAAA
This is a messenger RNA of Drosophila melanogaster (fruit fly), 612 nucleotides long. RefSeq names its product Nedd8 ubiquitin like modifier (gene Nedd8). Gene Ontology annotation, cellular component: nucleus. The record is from RefSeq and is marked reviewed. NCBI's taxonomy places the organism in Eukaryota, Metazoa, Arthropoda, Insecta, Diptera, Drosophilidae. Bases 123 to 377 code for a protein of 84 amino acids. The transcript is spliced from 3 exons.